UAUACGGAACCUCCGGAGAUAGACCAUAGUCCAGUAGUAAUUAAUUAUGUCUAUAAUGAGGAAGAGAUAUAUGUUAGAUAUGAUGUUAUCAACAAGUCAGCCUCCUUUAGGGUGGUGUUACCAACAGAUGGAUUUCUAAAAGCUGAUUAUUGGAUUUAUGAAGAAAAUGGUUGGAAAGAGUUUUCGAGAACUGCUUUGGAUGACUGUGAUUACUAUAAAAAAUGUGGAGCAUAUGCUAGCUGUAAUAUAAAAAAUCACCCUCCAUGUAAUUGUUUGGAUGGAUUUGUGCGCAAAAUUGCAGAUAUACAUAGUGCUUGUGUGAGGAGGACAUCGCUGAGUUGUCAAGGAGAUGGAUUUUUGAAGUUUUCUGGGUUAACAUUACCAGACACAGAAAGAUCCUGGUUUCAUAGAAAUAUUAGCCUUGAGGGUUGUAGGAUAAAGUGCAUGAAGAAUUGCUCCUGUACAGCUUAUGCAGGCUUGGAUGUCAAUAAAAGUCCAAUUGGGUGUUUACUCUGGUUUAAUGAUCUGAUUGACAUAAAAGAAUCCACUGAAUUCAAUCAAAAUAUAUACAUAAGGAUGGCUGGGACAAAAGUAGCUUUUGAAAGAAAGCAAUCACAUAAAUCAAACAAACGGAAGCAAGAGACUGUUAUCAUAAGCUGUGUGUUGUCUAUUGGAUUUACAAUCCUAUGCCUAACCUUCAUCAUUUGUAAACGGUGGAAGACAAGGCAGAAAGGCAGGCACCCUGAACGAUGGAAGAGAAAUAGCUGUCAAGAGGCUCUCAAAGAAUUCUAAACAAGGACUUCAGGAGUUC
Cajanus cajan (pigeon pea) is the source of this 811-nucleotide messenger RNA. The record is from RefSeq and is a predicted model, not a curated record. NCBI's taxonomy places the organism in Eukaryota, Viridiplantae, Streptophyta, Magnoliopsida, Fabales, Fabaceae.